CCUGCGUUACUAGGGCAGGAGGUGAUGCUCCUCAAUACACUCAUAGCUGUCUGUAACUGCGCCUGUGCAGAAUAAAAUUUGCUGACGUGUAGGAUUUGCUCCGAUUGAUCUAUCGCUCAGUUUUUGAGGCCGAAUUAGGUGGAUUUAAGGACCUGUGCUGUGAAGAUGAAUGUGGAAGUGGAGAGAAAGUUUUUAUUCAAUGCUGAUACUCUGAAAACACUGGAGGAGAUCAAGGUGUAUGUUGGCCAGCGUCAGUUUCACGACCAGUAUUUUGACACCCCCAAGUUUGACCUGACUUUGAGAGACAUGUGGCUGCGUAAACGUAAAGGAUGCUGGGAGCUCAAGUGUCCAACAGCAGAAGCCAGCAGGACAAAACGGAUGAGUGGAGAACAAAGUAAAGCAGCAGCGCUGUGUACACGCUACAAGGAGAUAACCAGCCUGCCCGAAAUUCAGCUGAGAGUGACAGAGGUCAUCAAAGACGUUUGUGAGGACCAAGAAACAGAGACAGGCUCCUCAGACCAAGACGAGUCUUGGCUCAGCAAAAUGAAUCUGGUAUGCUUUGCAGAGUUUACAACAGUGCGGCGGUCAUUCACUUUAGAGGAGGAGGGGGUGCAGAUAGAUCUGGAUCAAGCUGACUUUGGCUACCACGUGGGGGAGGUAGAAGUAGUCGUACCAGAAGGCAAUGUGCAGGCUGCUCUGGAGAAGAUUGAAACAACAGCUCGAAAGCUGGGUCUGACUGGAGAUCAGCGAGUUGAAGGAAAAAUGAAUGUUUACCUUAAAAGAAAUCACCCUGAGCACUACGCAAAACUACUAAGUGUGCACAUUUUGUAAGAGAUCAAGGUUUUUAACAUAUGCACAGUCAUAUCUGUAAACCGAGGUAUUAUUUACUAGAAUUCCCAAAAUAAAAAAUGUGCCUGCAACUGUACAGACACUCAAAGUGGACCUGAAUCUGUCAAGACAUUUCCUGUAUAUUAAAAUUUGGUAAGCAGCUAUAGACCUCUCCUCUCCUCGCUACUUGAACUUUUUUGUCCUGUGUACUGCAAACAACAGUUGUGGUUUUGCCUGGCUAUAAAAUGGACAUUGUAUGAGUAACUGUAAAUACUGGAAAUAAAUAGGGUGUCAUGUUCUCCAUUCACUGUUAAUAAU
Messenger RNA from Xiphias gladius (swordfish), 1146 nucleotides. RefSeq names its product thiamine triphosphatase (gene thtpa). Gene Ontology annotation, biological process: dephosphorylation; thiamine diphosphate metabolic process. The record is from RefSeq and is a predicted model, not a curated record. Lineage: Eukaryota; Metazoa; Chordata; Actinopteri; Istiophoriformes; Xiphiidae. Bases 166 to 831 code for a protein of 221 amino acids. The transcript has 4 exons. Gene Ontology annotation, molecular function: thiamine triphosphate phosphatase activity; magnesium ion binding.